CUCUCAACUUAAAUAAAUUAAGUGCAUAUCACUUAGAUUCAUUUUAUAGCAAUUUCACUUGUGGGUGUUAAAUAUAUGUGAUGUCUCUAAGUAGCAAGAAUCACCUUAUAGAAUUUAUUUGAUAUGUCUAAAAUUGACAUCAAAUUACAUAUAAUACUGUGUCAAAUAUAUAGAAGGGUGUUGUAACAUAACUUACUAAAAGCCAUACAUUUUCUUUUACUAUUAAAUGCAAAUCAUAUUGCAGAUGACUAUCAGUUUGGGAGAGUCAGUAGCAGUCAAGUUCUUAGUCAAGUUUACUCUGAACAUAGACCAUAACACACUGAGACCAUAGCAUUGUGAGCUGAUAGGUUGACUUGUAAGUCAUCUGAAAGUGUGCUUCAAGUAUAACCCAGCUAGAAAACCCCAAUUGACUACACAGAAGUAUGACUUGUAUAACUUACUGAUAUUAAGCACAUAUAAUCCUACUAUUGUACAUUGAGUAUUGUGCAUAAUACAACUUUCCUGGUGGAAAGUUGUAUUAUGCACAAAACUAAAAGAAAAUCGCAAAGAUACAUUUGGAGCAACACUGAAAUUUUAGCACCUUGCGAUAGAUAGGGUGAUGACAUGUGUAGCUUGUGGCCUACUGAAAUAUUUGCCCUGUUCCAAAUGACUUUAAGGAUGUGGGAGUGUUUCAUGUACAAAAAUACCAGCUUUGUACAACAUUUUCCCUCUUCUUUGUAGAAUUAUUUUAAUUCAGCCACAUUGGAGGGUUUAGCAUGAAGCCUAGAGCGUCUCAGUCUGAUGUAAGUCUGGACUUCUAAUAGUCUAACUCAGAGACGAGUUUGCUUGUGAGGUUCUUGUCGGUGUCCAGCUGCACAGCUCCCUGAGUGAAUAGUAAUGAAGACUGCUGGAGUUUAUUCAUCAGGAUUUAUUGGUGGACAGCUGCACUCAUUCUCCCAUCAAUUAUUGCAUGCCAUAAAGCAGGUCCAGAUCUUUACAUAAGAACCACCAUGCUAUACCUGCCACUACUUUUAAAAUAGGAGAAUAUCAACUAUGGUUGUUUUAUACCAUAUGCUAUGCAAUGAAGACCUUUAAAAAGAUCUUACUCACUAUUCUGGUGUCCAUCAAGCUGAUGUUUUUGUGUUUGUUUGUUCACCAUUCCAUUGGUACAAUUUACAGUUUCUUUCCUCACCAGAGGGGUUUACAACCCGUCUUUUGAUGCCCUAUGUUUUAGAGUUUAAUUCUUUGCCAGUCCAACACAGGGCAACAAAGACACUCUCAACCAUUCACACUAAGGUCAAUUUUAGAACAGUCAAGUAAUGUGAAAUCAUGUUUUUGGACUGUGGGAAGAAGUGAGGGUGUCUGGAGAGAACCUACACAUGGAGAACAUGCAAACUACAUGCAGAAAGACCCUAAGCAAUAGUACACACCUAGUUAUAAGGCAAGAGGGACAGAAAAAAAGCCUAUGGUUUGCAAACAAGCCAGAUAUUGACAUAAGAAACUACACUUUUCCCUUCUCGCAUCCACAUUUUCUGCUCUGCUCUGUGUAAACAAUUUCUUUCUUUUUCCUGGAGAAAAAUAUUCUGUUCUGCAGAAUAUUUUGGCAGAACAGCUUUGGCAAUGCUCCAAACACCGGAUCUGAGUGUUUACUAAUUGUUUUUGUCCAGACCGUGUUUAUAGACACCGCAUUCUUCACGUAUUAAUCUGCAGGACAGUUAAAAAAAAAAAGAAAAGUAAAACCAGUUGCCGAAACACCCCCUGUUGGGCUACCACCAGAUGAUGGUGCAACAUUCUUUGCUCUCAUCCUCUCAACUUGUCUCCCUCUUCUGUCUUCCGUGUUGCACACACUCGCACACAUAAACACGCCUACAUGAUCCUGCUGGGGAAUUUGUGGCCCCAGGCUAACAAAACACAACCUAACAGCGGUGGAAGAGCCGCUGAGAGAAACCAACACAACUCGGGCCGCUCACAGCGGCCUAGCAGCAUGGAGCUGCUCAGUUAUGACGUUUAAAAGGCUCUUUCCUCACCAGCGGGGUUGCAAGGAUGACGCGGGCGUGACGACGCCAACCCGGCUCUGACGAUGUACGAGGUGAUGUCUGGUGACACCCUGGCCUGGAAAGGAGCCAGUCCAAGACAAAGCAGCACAGACUCCAGCCCCGAAAACGAGAUUACUGGCGAGGGAGGGCCAGUAAAAAUCCUCAAAGUGUGCUUCUGCACCAACAACAACCUAGGAAAGAACUUUAAGCUGGUGAAGUGUGACAGCUCCUGGAAAAUCCAGGCUAUCAUUCGCUCCAUCCUGAUCAGCGGUCGAUUGGGACCCAACGUUGAACUCUCAAAAUGUUACGGUCUUCUGCUGAAGCACUUAAAGUCCGAAGAACUUCACUGGCUCCACCCAGAUCUGACCGUGGGCGAGGUCGAACAACGCUACGAGAGUCAUCACGUGGAGGCCGAGUGGAGGUAUGACCUUAGGAUCAGAUACAUUCCAGUCAAUUUCCCGGAGAAGUUUAAAAAUGACAGAUCCACGUUUCUUUAUUUUUAUCAGCAGGUGCGUAGCGACUACAUGCAGUGUCAUGCCAGCAAGGUCAGCGAUGGGAUGGCCCUGCAGCUCGGCUGUUUGGAGAUCAGGAGAUUCUACAAAGACAUGAACGCAAAAGGUCUUGAAAAGAAAUCCAACUUUGAGCUGCUGGAAAAAGAAGUUGGCCUGGACCUUUUCUUCCCUCAGCAACUGAUAAACAGCAUGAAGCCGAAGCAGCUGCGGAAGAUGAUCCAGCAAACAUUUCAACAGUAUGCAACCCUGAAGGAGGACGGCUGCAUGAUCAAGUUUUUUGAGACCCUCAAGACGUUUACCAGCUUUGAUGAAGAAGUCUUUCCAUGUGAACUUGUGCAAGGUUGGAGUUUGUCUGUGGAGCUGGUCAUUGGAGGAAGGGGCAUUCGCCAACGUUCUCAGAAGGAUUCAGCAGCUUUGUUCCUUACUGACUUCAAGCAGAUAAAGAAAAUCCAAUGCUUGCCUCAGACCGAUGACAAAGCUCUCCUCAACAUCAGCGUCGAAGGCGCCAAACAAAACCUGUCUAUCAGUGUGGCUUCGGUUCCUAUAGCAGAAAACAUGAUGGAUCUCAUCGAUGGAUACUGCCGCCUGGAAAAUGACACAGACGACAGUGUUAUUUACCGACCAAACAAAGAUGCCAAGUCUGCGCAGGUGUCCCUACCCGACAUCCCUACAAGCACUGACACCAACUCAUCUAGACACAGUAUGGGUUCUGAUAUUUACUGUGAGAUUCUUGAUGAGAGACCAAAAUCAGCUGUGAAAUAUGGGAUUGAUAGAAGUGACAUCAUUCUGGGGCGAAUCCUUGGCGAAGGCUUCUUUGGAGAGGUCUAUGAUGGAGUGUACAAAAGAGCCAACGGCGAGAGGGUUAAUGUGGCAGUCAAGACCUGCAAGGACUGCUCAUCUGACGUGAUGGAGAAAUUCAUGAGCGAAGCAGUUAUCAUGAAGAACCUCGAUCAUCCUCACAUCGUCAAGCUGAUUGGCAUCAUAGAGGAGGAUCCUGUGUGGAUCGUCAUGGAGCUUUACCAGUACGGAGAGCUCGGCAAAUACCUGACUCAGAACCAAAACAAACUGACAAACACAACCCUGGUGCUGUUCAGCCUGCAGAUCUGCAAAGCCCUCGUCUAUCUCGGGGGGUGCAACAUGGUGCACAGGGAUAUUGCUGUUCGGAACGUGUUAGUUGCAAGCCCAGACUGUGUGAAGCUUGGAGACUUUGGUCUGUCGAGAUACAUUGAGGAUGAAGAAUACUAUAAAGCCUCUGUUACUCGAUUACCAAUCAAGUGGAUGGCCCCAGAAUCCAUCAACUUUAGACGUUUCACCUCAGCUAGCGAUGUCUGGAUGUUUGCUGUGUGUAUGUGGGAGAUCAUGAGCCAAGGGCAGCAGCCGUUCUUCUGGCUGGAGAACAGGGACGUCAUCAACCAGCUGGAGCAGGGCAUCAGAUUGCCCAAACCAGAGAACUGCCCUCCAGCUCUUUACUCACUCAUGACGCGCUGCUGGUCCUACGACCCCGGAGAGAGACCCAGCUUCACCGAGCUUGUGAUCAAGAUCAGUGACGUCCACAAGAUGGAGAAAGAGCUGGACGUAGAGCGAGAAAGAGACAGAGCGCGCGCCACCAAGUUUCUGGAACCAAAGGUCAGCUUUGCAGAUGCUCCCCCCAAGCCCUCAAGGACGAAGCCAAACCGAUUUGGGAACACGCUCAGUAUCGGUCUACAUAUUCAGCUGAAUGAAGCCCUUUGUGCCAGUUCACCAGACCUGGCCAGCCCAUGUGAAUACCAGUCCCCGAUUGACUCCAGAAACACGCUCGCUCUGCCGGUUAGGUCCCCCCGUCGCCGCAGUAUGGGGGAGAGCGAGUUUAUGCGGAUGGAGCCAAACAGCAGGGAGGACGCCCGGCGACUGUGGCAGAGAGAACGGCAACACAUGCAGGAGACUCUGCGGAUCCAGAAAGAGCAGAUGAUUGAGGAUAAGAAGUGGCUGGAGGAGGAGGAGAGACUCCUGGACCCCAUGGGACAGGAUGACUUUCCCAUUGCAGAGCCAACUGAAGAUGAGAGUGAGAAUGCACCACCUGAGAAACCCCCACGACUCAGAGCACAGGCUGCUCCCACAGCAGAGAUCGACCGUUCUGACGAUAAAGUAUACCAGUAUGUUAUGGACUUGGUCAAAGUUGUUGUCCAACUCAAGAAUGACAUCACCGGGCUGCAACCAGAACAAUAUAACUCCAUUGUCAAGUCUGUUGGGAUGGCCUUACGAGAUCUGAUCCGCAGUGUGGAUGAUGUGCUGCCGAGUUUACACGAGUCGAUCCGGACUGAGAUUGAAGGUACCCAGAAGCUGCUCAACAACGACAUGGCCGAGCUGAUCAGCAAAAUGCGCCUGGCCCAGCAGAACUCCAUCACAUCUUUAAAGGAGGAGUGCAAAAAACAGAUGCUGGCUGCCGCUCACACUCUGGCCAUGGACAGCAAGAACAUGCUGGAUGCUGUGGACCAAGCAAGAGUCAGAGCUAAUAUAGCCAAACCAGCUGCACCAGAGUGAACUGCUUUGUUUUUUUUCUUCUUGUUUUUUAACUGACUUUUUUUCUUGUCUCUCUAAAAUAACAUUUGGACCUCAUCAGAGAGUUUGGUUUUGAUAAAUAUGAGCCAAAGGCAGCCUCUGGUUCAUUGGGGAACCAUGUGUAAAUGAGUGAUGUGUUUAAGUGAGACUGUCAAAGUAAAAUCAAAAAUCCACAUUAUUUGAUAUGACAUUUUUUUUAAAAUAGCAUAAAACAGACUUAAGUGUAAUGAUCUUCAAUCGAAGUCUAUGAUGAGACAUUUAUGUAAGUUGGAAAUUAAAAAUCUUUGUAAAUACA
Poecilia latipinna (sailfin molly) is the source of this 5360-nucleotide messenger RNA. It is a transcript of the gene ptk2bb, whose product is annotated as protein tyrosine kinase 2 beta, b. Bases 2060 to 5047 code for a protein of 995 amino acids. Gene Ontology annotation, cellular component: focal adhesion; cytoskeleton. The record is from RefSeq and is a predicted model, not a curated record. Lineage: Eukaryota; Metazoa; Chordata; Actinopteri; Cyprinodontiformes; Poeciliidae. Gene Ontology annotation, biological process: protein phosphorylation; signal complex assembly. Gene Ontology annotation, molecular function: protein tyrosine kinase activity; ATP binding. The transcript is spliced from 31 exons.